AUGAAUGGUAAGUCUCCGGAAAAGUUCUUUUUCCGUGAGAAGCGGCACCUGUGGCCGGCCCGCAAAUGCAGAUAUGGGUUGCGCAAUCGCCGGACGCAAGGUGGUUGAUCGGAAAGAACUGUAACGAAUAUUAAGAAGCGUGUGUGGUAACGGAAUCCGCUGCUGGGGUCUUCUGGUUGCCAUCUUCUUUCAUCCUCGCCGCAUCCGGCGAGAUUAUUCGGAUGUCACUUGGAGACGAUAGAAUGAGAAGAGUUUAUGGAUUAGUUCAAAGUCCUUUGGGCUAG
This is a messenger RNA of Caenorhabditis auriculariae, 284 nucleotides long. The record is from the annotation of a GenBank genome assembly. Lineage: Eukaryota; Metazoa; Nematoda; Chromadorea; Rhabditida; Rhabditidae.